Molecule: messenger RNA, 1701 nt
Organism: Folsomia candida
Lineage: Eukaryota; Metazoa; Arthropoda; Collembola; Entomobryomorpha; Isotomidae
Gene: Trmt6
Product: tRNA (adenine(58)-N(1))-methyltransferase non-catalytic subunit TRM6
Exons: 3
Coding region: 54-1511 (485 amino acids)
Biological process (GO): tRNA methylation
Cellular component (GO): tRNA (m1A) methyltransferase complex; nucleus
Source: RefSeq, a predicted model, not a curated record
CACCCACCCACGCCCUUUGUUUUCCUUCCUUGGAGGAAAAACAGGUCAGGAGAAUGGAGGAGGGAAUCAAGAACGGUGAGUUUGUGGUGGUGCAGCGCGGGGCCUACCAACGAGUGAUACUCUUCCAAGAAGAACAAACCAUGAUCUUUGGGAAAGGUCAAAGCCAGCAGGAAAUCCUAUUAAAGAAGGCUGCUGGCCAACCAUUUUACUCAGCAUUUCGCAUUGUUGCCCUGCCUUUGGACGAAUAUCCUCCCAAAGUGGAAAGCUCAUCAGAACAGAAGGGAAAUAAGAACAGAGGGAAAGCAGGGAAUAAGCCAGCCAGAAAAUUGUACUCGUUGGAGAAAGCGACCGAACCUGCGUCCAAAUCAUUCAGCCAGUUGACCUAUGAAGCAGAAGCACCUCUUCCAAAGGGGAAAGACAAUAGAAACAUAAUUGACGACAAAUCCUCUCAGCCUUUAGGCCAGUCCGAUAUCCAUAAUCUGAAGGACCAAGGAUUAACAUCACAAGAAAUUUUAACUACUAUCAUCUCUAGUUCAAAAUCAUUUGUCCAUAAAACCGAGUAUUCUCAAGAAAAGUAUUUAAGAAAGAAGGAGAAAGUUCACGGAGAUUUGCUGCUAUUUCUCAAACCUGAUUUGGCAAUUGUAACUGAAUAUUUCUUUAAGAAGGAUCCUAUGAAGGUGUUGGGACUCCGUCUGGACACAGUUUCUCAAAUUCUAUCGUAUGCCAAUGUCCAUGCGAAUGAAAAAUUUCUUGUCUAUGAAAAUGGAGCUAACGGGUUGCUUGUUGCUGGAAUGUUGCAAAGAAUGGGAGGACUAGGAACACUAUUACAUUGUCAUGCAGGAACAAAUCCACAACAACAGGCACUGUCCUACUUGAAUUUGAGUGAAGUCGUGAAGCAACCUUUACGAAAUUUGGAUAUUUUUUAUUUAAUAAAAGGACGUGGGAUAAACAAGUCUUUAAGAGAAUCAGCGGCAAAUGGAGACAAAUUUGAUGAAGAAAUGGUAGCAUCUCUAAGCAGUGAGGAUCACGAUUCACCAUUGUGCAAGAAACCAAAGCGUGAUAGCGUUCAAGAUGAAGAUAUUCGAAUGGAAACCUCGGACGAUAAAUGUCCGAAAUCUGACUCGCCAUUAUUAGCAACAACGAAUUCCUCCAGUACAAAACCAAGCAGUUGCAACAGAAAUGAGAAUGAAAAAUCUUUGGAAAUGUUGAAUUCAACAAAGUUUCAUGGACUCGUAAUUUGUGGACGAGAGCACCCACUGUCCGUCUUCCAAAGACUCUUGCCACAUUUACUCCCUUCCUCUCCAUUCGUAAUAUAUUCUGGAUACCCUGAGCCCCUCAUGGAAUGCUACACGUGGGUGAAAGAAAGUGGAUUUGGUGUUAAUAUACAUAUCGUAGAUAACUGGAUGAGGAACAUUCAAGUCGAAACUGAUCGGACACAUCCAGAAAUAACUAUGAGUUCCUCUGGAGGUUACAUUCUUUACGGAACCUAUGUCAGAAAUUCGUUAAAUUAGAUUUAUUAUCCAUUAAUGUUUUUUUUUUAUUUUUUAGAAUUUGAAAAUUAUUAUAAUAAUUUGCUAAUAAUAAAUUAUGGAAAUAAUCAAAAACAGUGUCUUUAAAAAUAUGCAGCACACAUUGUGAUACAUUGACGCCAUAUGUAAGUAAAUAAAGUUGAGUAUAAGGACACGUGCCAAUUCAUCGGAA